This is a messenger RNA of Anoplopoma fimbria (sablefish), 1324 nucleotides long. RefSeq names its product zgc:153031. Lineage: Eukaryota; Metazoa; Chordata; Actinopteri; Perciformes; Anoplopomatidae. The record is from RefSeq and is a predicted model, not a curated record. Gene Ontology annotation, biological process: tetrahydrofolate biosynthetic process; dihydrofolate metabolic process; folic acid metabolic process. The transcript has 6 exons. Gene Ontology annotation, cellular component: mitochondrion. Bases 58 to 648 code for a protein of 196 amino acids. Gene Ontology annotation, molecular function: dihydrofolate reductase activity; NADP binding.
UAUAGGAAGUAGAUCUAGACCCUGUUCUCUGUUUGAUUACACGUUGGGGAUAGAAAAAUGAACGGGGAUAAAGUGCAGAAGAAGCCUGUUCGCCUCAUUGCGGCGGCCUGCAACGGAAGGGGCAUCGGGAAGGACGGACAAAUGCCCUGGGAUUUACCAUCUGAAUUCCAGUACUUUAGGAACCAUGUCUUGGGGGUGUCGAGACCAGGAAGGAUGAACCUGAUGGUUUGGGGAAAACUGUGCUGGCAAUCCGCCCCGAAAACGGAUUUCCCACUGCCCAAUGUUCUGCAUGCGGUGCUGAGCACAACACUGGAGACGGUUCCAGAUCACGCACACUUCUUGUGUCAAGACUUAGAAAGUGCUGUCCGUUUGGCUGCACAGCCCCCACUUGCUGACUUGAUUGAGACCAUCUGGAUUGUUGGAGGGACGCAGGUCUACGAGGAUGGGCUGAAGCACCCGUGGUGUGACUUGGUUUACCUGACAGAUGUCAUGGCAGACUUUGACUGUGACGUUUUCUUCCCUGAGUUUGACAGAGAACUCUUUAAAAAACAAGAAGGAUUUCCUGAUGUACCGAGUGGGAUUCAAGAGGAGAAGGGCAUUAAAUACAAAUUCCAAGUAUUCAAGAAAGUGACUGGUGACGCGGUGUAAGCAACUAACAGAGGAAAUCAAUAGACUGUCAGAAAAUACUCCAAACUACUCAUUCCUUGAAAACCUGUUAAGAUUGAUUGCAGUCAACUCCUGAAUAGACUUUACAGACAUGCUGCCAAGACCCAAACCAAGAGCGCGUCAUUAUAUUUUUGUAAGAGCCAAAGUCUUACUAACACUCUUUGUUAUAUAGUCACUGAGCAUUCCAGUGUAAAUAGGACAUUUAUACUCUUUGUAAUCCAUAAAAUACUUUAAACACAGACACGUUGAAACGUUGUCCAGUUUGUCUACCAGAGUUUUUAAAAGAAAUCCCCUGCCACACUCUUGUCACCUUGUCAGCAUUCGCAUCUCAUCAUCCUCCUCAGUAAUAUUGCAGCUGCACGGAGAAUAUGCUUGUCAGUGAGUCAGUCGGCAGCCUACAUCGAUGACAGCUUGUGCUCUGGGUAGCUCAGCAGAUAUGGUCCUUUCCAAGUCAAUAUGACAGAUGCCAGUUUAGAAAGCCACAAGUGGAUUGUCCUAUUGGUUUGCUUUGAAUCUAUGUGUUUUUAUUUAGAAGUACAUGGAGACAUUUUACAGCCUUUUCUUUUGUAUUUAGAAUGGAAAGACACAAUUAUUGAUGUUUUUUUACAGUGUCUUUUAUGAAUGAAGGAGUUUUUAUGAAAAUAAAUCAAUGGUUUUA